GACGCACCUCGCGGCCCAAUCAAACCAUACGAAAUGUUCCGCUCGAUCGUCGUCUCGCUCGCGGUCCUGGCGCUCUUGCAGGCGGCCUUCGCCGUCAUCGACGUCUCCAAGACGAAGAACAUCGAGAUACGAUUCACUGACGAGGAUGUCGUGCCGAAAACAGCGUUGAAAACUCUGGCGCCCGAAACAUAUGCUGAUCGAUACAUCGGAGAUCUUGAGGUUGGAACACGAUUCGCGGAAGAAAUGAUUUUGCGCCGAGUCGUGGUAUUUAGAAAUCCGACGUAUAGUGUUCAAAGAAGCAGUAUGACUCUGUACACCAACGGAAUCGUUCAUUAUCUCCGCGUUGAGAAUAAUGCAGGCAGCUACGCAGUGAUCUGCGAUCAUUCGAACACUCUGGGAUCAAGGAACACCUUUAUCACUCUCCGUGUCUAUCCUCAAUCGAAUUCCACGCUUUCUCUAAUCUUAGCAUCGCAUUAGUAAAACUGCGACAAAAUAUCGUUUCUCAUUUUUUACCGCCACGUACAGGUGCCAACAACUGGCGCAUAUAAAACCAGCUCGUGCGAGAAAAUCGUUCGAUAAUGAUUAUUUCGAUGACAAUUUUCUUAUAAUGCAAAAUUGAUAAGGUCGAAUUAAUUUGACAAAAAAAAAUAGUAAUGUUUGUAAUAAACGUACGCCUUUUCAGCUUCUAUGAAAAAUGACGCUAAGAAAAAUCACGGUUCUAGAUUUCCCCUAAGAAUUUGUCGAUAAGAAAUUUCUGUAUUUAUUGUCACUAAAGUACUAAAAGAAGAACAAACAUCUUCAUAGGUCGACGAGAGUAUCGUCACAAUUCGCAUCAGGAGAAAUUGUUUUUUCUCAACUUUGUACUAGCUUGCAUAUAUUGGUUUCAUCUAAAAUUUUGCUGUCAUGUAAAACGUAAAACGCUUGUAUUCCCAUUCGCUUGUUGCGAAAGUAAAAUAAAGCUAUACUGGUUCAUCGUCGA
Molecule: messenger RNA, 979 nt
Organism: Odontomachus brunneus
Lineage: Eukaryota; Metazoa; Arthropoda; Insecta; Hymenoptera; Formicidae
Exons: 3
Coding region: 34-477 (147 amino acids)
Source: RefSeq, a predicted model, not a curated record